AUUUCAUUGUGAGUGAAUCUCUACUCGUGCGAUACAAACAUUUUAAAGAUCAUUUACAUUCCACUAAAAACAUGGCCGAAGCAGACGAUGUCCCUCCAUUGGAGGAUAUGUCAGAAAUGUUGCAACAGGUUGAGCAACUGAGAGAACAUAAAAAGAAAGGCAUGCCAACAAACGGGACAUCACAUCAUCACAUAGAGCAGAAUGGAACAAAAGUGAAUAUAAAAGAUGAUCACACAAAAACACACAGUGACAAAACGACAACAAAAACAGUAAAGAAAGAAGAGACCAUGCCUACAGCUAAAUCAGGGGGAGACAAUAACGGAGGAUUUGGUGGAAUGAAAAAAGGCUUUCUUUUCGGAGGAAAUUCAUCCAAGUCCAAACCUAAAAAAAGUGAAAUUGUGAACAAGAAACAAACAAAAAAAGACUCAGAUGAUUUAACAUUUAUAAAAAAGGACGAACAGGAGACAUCAUCACAGUUCAAAUUUCCAGAGGUAGAGCAGGCUAUGAAACAGACCUCCAGUCUCCUGGACAACAAAGAGUGGGUGACAGAUGAAUUACUGGAGAAUGUACAGAAAAAUGAACGCCUUGCCCGCCGCCUUCAGGAUCCAACCUUUGCCCGUGCCCUCACAGAGUUCCAGACCAACCCUCAAGCUGCGGCCCUCAAAUACCAGAACAAUCCGGAAUUCCAGGAGACAUUUCAAGACUUCUGUGGAAUAAUGGGAGAUCAUUUUGGUAAGAUGGGUGAAAACUCACCUGGUGCUGGUGCACCAAUCCCCCCACCUAAGGUCCAGGAGCUCCACACCAAAACACCAGGGGGCGGAGCUGACCUGUCAGUCAGGAGUUCUACCAACCCCAAUCAACCAACUGCUGAAGACGAAAGGAAAAUGCAAGAUAUAUUAUCCAACCCAGAAAUACGGGACAUCAUGAUGGAUCAAUGGAUACAAAAAUUGUUUGAGAAAAUGCGGACUGAUCCAGUUUCUGGACAAAGGUUCCUCCAAGAAGCUGAUGUUGACAAAAAGAAAAAAAUCCAGAAACUUGUUGACGCAGGGUUACUACAGUUCCAGAGAUGAUGUUGACAGAUGAUAGCUCUGAGCUACCCCCAAUGUCUGUAUAGACCGAAUGUGUAGGUACACCCAACUGAAGGCAGCCAUGUAAACACUGUCACAAUGACAGAAGCAGGUUGAACAUUAUAAAUGGACGCAAAGUAAGGGAGAUUACCAGUGAUUUGCGUUUGUCUCCAAGUUUAACCGAUGUACAGUGUAUAUCCAUGGAAACCGGACUAUUUCACAAUCAGUCAAUUUGAUACCAACAAGGAAUUUUAAUCGAUUAAAAUUCAAUCUUGUUCAAUACACUUGUUGUGAUAAGUUGUUGGACUGUAACUGUACAGUUGGCUGAUGUUAUACAUUAAGGCUCUCCAUGGUUAAUUGCUUUGUAACUGCUGAAUUGAUGAUCUGUUUUCUGUAAAAAAAAAAAAAAACACCACAGGAGCUGUCAUUGUUAACACAGCAAUAUUCCUUUUAUAAAAGUUCAAUGAACAAUAUUGUUAACAGCCAUGAUAGAACAACAAGAACCAUCUGACCUGUAAACAUGCUUACAAUGAAAUGUGUUACUACUGUCGAAAAUAAAGCUAAUUAUUUUCAUAUUG
Messenger RNA from Mizuhopecten yessoensis (Yesso scallop), 1645 nucleotides. RefSeq lists its product as uncharacterized. NCBI's taxonomy places the organism in Eukaryota, Metazoa, Mollusca, Bivalvia, Pectinida, Pectinidae. The coding region runs from base 72 to 1070 and encodes 332 amino acids. The transcript has 6 exons. The record is from RefSeq and is a predicted model, not a curated record.